Messenger RNA from Pectinophora gossypiella (pink bollworm), 3874 nucleotides. RefSeq names its product forkhead box protein L2-like. The transcript has 12 exons. Gene Ontology annotation, molecular function: RNA polymerase II cis-regulatory region sequence-specific DNA binding; DNA-binding transcription factor activity, RNA polymerase II-specific. Gene Ontology annotation, biological process: regulation of transcription by RNA polymerase II; anatomical structure morphogenesis; cell differentiation. NCBI's taxonomy places the organism in Eukaryota, Metazoa, Arthropoda, Insecta, Lepidoptera, Gelechiidae. The record is from RefSeq and is a predicted model, not a curated record. Bases 412 to 2043 code for a protein of 543 amino acids.
UUGCAAGUGGGCUGCGUGGCACAAGCGGCACCCGCGGCACUCGCGGCGCUCGGCUCAUUAGUCAGUACGAAGCCCGGCUCCGACCCGCGUCACUCGUUCCGCGGCCCGCUUCAUGCGUCAAUCGUCCGACGCGAAGCCACGGCCGCCCGCCCAGCGCGCCGCACGCGCAUUUAAAAAUAAAUUAUAAAAACAAAACAUUUAUACGCUUUGUAUAAAAAACACUAAAGUGAGCGCAUUAGUAAAAACAAACUUGAACUUGAAAAUAUUUAACAGUAAAGUGUAAAUUCACGCUUGUGGUGAGAAUUAAAUAAGGAUGCCUAACUGCGAAUGCCGGUUUCAGGACUAGCCAAUUUUUGAAGACUGUUGCAGUGGAACCUUACGAGCUUCAUAAAAAAGUGGUUUGUUAUCGUCAUGGCAGUGGGACGACAUCUACCGGGAAAUUCGCACAGCAAUGGAAUGGAAACUUCUGGAAGAAAAAGUAGCUACAACAACGAGAGAUACAAUGUGGCGGGGAGCGCCGAUGGGGCGAGUCUCGAUGGGGGCUGCGAUGAAGGCGUUACACGUCUGACUCCAGACCUCCAUCCUGAUACUUUCGACAUGAACGAUCUGCCACCCAACGCUUACACAGUGGACGCGCGAAGAAUGCAACUAUACUCCCACCCACAUGUACAUCCUUCGGAGCUGUCGAUACAUGCGGUGUCCACACACGAGUUACUGAAACCCAAAGAUGAGCCCUCGUACUCGCUGGCACCAGCAACCAACUUGUGUUCUGUCAGCCUACCGCAUGCAGGUUCACCGUACGACAGCAGAAUAUGUGUUCAAGAAAAUAAUGGCGGUGAUACACCUAACCAAAAUGUUAAAGGCGAAGAAGAUUUAUCGCGGGUCUAUCAAACCCUCUCCUUGCCUACGCUAUCCAGAGAUGAUACCGGUUCAAACAGCAAUGAUACAAAAAGCAAAUCAAAAUCUGCAACUCCAAACAGCCCUGGAAACUCUUCAGAAAUGAAACCUCAAUCUACUACGCCCGCUUCUCAAACUCUCACCAAACCGCCUUAUUCUUACGUGGCUCUUAUUACUAUGGCCAUACAGAACAGUCAGACUAAGCGAGCAACGCUCAGUGAAAUAUACGCUUACAUCACUAAGGAAUUUCCAUUCUUCGAGAAAAAUAAGAAAGGCUGGCAAAAUUCAAUACGGCAUAAUUUAAGUCUCAACGAGUGUUUCAUAAAAGUACCUAGGGAAGGUGGUGGCGAAAGAAAAGGCAAUUAUUGGACACUUGAUCCACAAUGCGGGGACAUGUUCGAGAACGGAAACUUCAGGCGUCGGCGUCGCAUGAAGCGGCCUUUCCGAGCCACUCCGUAUUCAAAGACGUUGUUUGGUGACGGUUACCACGUAGCACAUGUCACCCAGCACGUGCCACCUCACAUGCAGCCGCUCCCACUAGGGGCUAGGAAUUAUUUUGGAUCGGGUUCGCCCUAUCCGCCUUCGUAUCCAAGAUAUGAUACUACGUGGCUUGCACAGUCAACGGGCGGGCUCGGGUAUGCUAGCGCCUGCGGCGGGAUGGGUCGUAGUCCCCCGGGGUGCUCGCCUCACAGCGCUCUGCCUCAUCAGUCGUCUCCAGUUCCAGUCAACCCCUUCACUACACAUCAGCUACAGGGGCAGCUACAAAGUCCCCUGCAGCCCAUACAGUCUAUGUCGAUGAACAGCUACAACCCCAUAGGAGUUACGACUUUGGACGGGUCUCCAAGCCCUGGUCCGGGGUAUGGACCGUCUUCUGGGGGAUUCUCGCCAAGUAGACACCACGAUAUAGUCACCUCGUCGGAUACAGCCGUGUCUAGAUUCCCUUUUUGGCCUGAAGGUGGUUCACCGAGCCCCAACCCCGGGUAUGUGCCUUCGAGCAGCUUCUCGCCCACCAGACGACACGAGGCGGUCACGUCCUCCGACGCCGCCGGCUCUCGCUUCUCGUUCUGGCCUGAGGUUGGCGUAAAAGAAGAAGCCUCACCAAGUCUUAUAUCUAACGGAGCACCAUAUUCAAAAUGCUUUAUGUAGUAUACCAAACCUGGAGGGAAACAAGACUAGAAUAUCCAUAUUACAUCUUAACACUUUGAGUGCAUUAAGAUAUAGCAUGGAAAUUACUGAUUGUAAUAUAAAGUUGAUGUAGUGAUCUAUGUAUGUAUAUAAAUAUUAGGAUAGGUAAGCGUCAGUUUUAUUGAUAGUAUAAUAUUUCAAGAGCAUGUAUUGUAAUUAUCUCUCAAGAUUCAAUUCAGUUAUACAUAUUGUUUGUCCUGAUCAAUCAAAGGAAGCUAGGAUCCCACCGCUUGAAGAAGGAAUUUAUCGAAGGUCAAUUCAUUUAUCUUCAUUAGGCUAAAUAAGCUCACUUUACGUCCAUUAUAACGAGACAUGGAUGAAAGUUAGUGUUAGGUUUGUGUGAGGAUAGAAAAUCUAUACAAAGUUUCAUAGUGAUAAUAAUUAUUGAAAAUUUCUAGGUAUGAACUUUAAUAAAUUGCACACGUUCGUACAUUCAAUUCAAUUCGUUUGAGAAGAUAUGUAAAUUUUGAACACGUUUAUUUAGAUCAAAGACAACAGAAAUAACUAACUAAAAAACUUGCUUUAUACACACACACAUACGAGUAAACUUCGAGAGAGGUUUUUAGUGGUUUCAACGGCAAAAAAUUGUGGAUUCUGGACUUGUAUUUGGUUUUGUGGUGACUACGGAAUUUUUCCGAGAGGAAUGGCGAUUACUCCACCGACAAGAGCGCAGCUCUUAUAUAUAGAGAGAGAGAGACGGAAUUUUUAUUUGGCAUGUAUCAAUAUAAUUAGGUAAAUUGUUUUUUUUUUUAUAAAGCUGUUUUCUGACUAAGUGAUGUAUGUAUCUAGUGUCACUAGUACAUAAUUAUCACAGGCCGCCUAAAACAGUGUAAAUCGGUUUUAGACGGCCUGUAGUAGUAAUCACUUUGAAGAAAUUGGAACAGGAAUAUUUUAAUACUUCUAUUUAAAAGAGAAUUGUUGAUAAAGUGUGGUAUGUUCCCGAAAAAUGUGAAACGCUUCAAAUAUAUUUGGCUCCGUUUAUAAGUAACUAGGGUAAAUGUGUUAGACGAACAGUUAGCAGAUAACGGUGCAGCAAGUAGGAUAAGGGUCUCGUAUGCAGUGGAACGUUUUAUCGUAAACUUCUUUCUUGCUGAUAAGACCUAUACAGCUUACAAGGUUCAACAGUUAAAAUGUAACGUUACAAGCAAUAUUAAUUAAAGUUAGAUUGCGCAGUACCUACUCGUUCGUUUCGACACUAGGUAUUUACCAGUGAUGUUGCGGUUGCCGGUUUGUAGGCAUCCGUGGAAGCGAAUGCGGACCAAAAAUAAAAACAACCUUAUGUGGGUGUAGAAAUAAAUUAUUGACUAUGGUGACGCUACAAAUCUACGUGUUAUUGAUGAUAACAUUUUUGCUUGAUGAAUGAUACCUACAUUGCAUCUGCAUCAAUAAAUGAUAAUGCAGAUAUUCAAAUCCAUGCAGAAGCUUUGCAAUUGCGGAUGCUGAUGCUAAUCCCUGGUAGGUACACGCUACUUGUAGUUACAGGAUAUUCUGUAAUGUAACUAGUUAUUGCUAAAGUUUGUACGCACCAUUAGAUAUGAACGUUGUCAAAGUAUAAAUUAGCUUUGUAUAAAUGUAUUUUAACUGUUCAAUGUCGUAUGAUUUCGAUGUUAAAACGCUUUUAAGUUUACCUGUAAAUUUUUCGAAUAAUGUAUUGUCGCUGUAACUUGUAAUAUCUCAAGUUAAAUACAUUGAUGUAUCAAAUAAUAAAACAUGUAUGUACAAACAAAAAAUCAUAAGGGAUAAAUAUUAAACCAUUAUUACAUUUUUUUAAAUAUUUAUUUACAAAAACCAA